AUGGCGGAGGAUCCUGAUGCGCCGAGCAACAAUAAGGCCUUUGUGCCUCUGGAAAAUAACCCCGAAGUAAUGUCCCACCUCGUCCACCAACUCGGUCUCCCUCCCACCCUCGGCUUCACGGACGUCUACUCGAUCGACGAACCCGACCUGCUCGCCUUCGUGCCCCGACCGUCCCACGCGCUUCUGCUCGUUUUCCCCGUGUCAAAGGCCUACGAAGAGGCUCGCAUCGCAGAGGACAGCGCCAUCCCCGAGUACACGGGCUCCGGCCCCGACGAGCCGGUCAUGUGGUUCAAGCAGACGAUCCGGAACGCGUGCGGGCUGAUCGGCCUCCUGCACGCCGUCAGCAACGGCGAGCCUCGCAAGCACAUCCUUCCGGGAUCUGACCUGGAUAAGCUCCUCCGGGACGCGGAGCCGCUCGACCCCGUCGCGCGGGCCGACCUGUUGUACGAGAGCAAGGCGCUGGAGAGCGCGCACGCCGACGCCGCCAAGCGCGGGGACACGGCCGCGCCGCAGGCGGAGGACAACGUCGAUCUGCAUUUCGUCGCGUUCGUCAAGGGCGCGGAUGGGAGGCUCUGGGAGCUGGAUGGGCGACGGAAGGGCCCGCUCGAGCGAGGCCGGCUGGCCGACGACGAGGAUGUCCUCAGCGAGAAGGCUCUCGAGCUCGGGCCGAGGAGGUUUCUGCGGAAGGAGGCUGAAGCGGGGGAGGGUGAUCUCAGGUUCAGUCUUGUGAGCUUGGGGCCGGUGUUCGAAUAA
Rasamsonia emersonii CBS 393.64 is the source of this 753-nucleotide messenger RNA. Its product is annotated as Ubiquitin thiolesterase. Gene Ontology annotation, biological process: ubiquitin-dependent protein catabolic process; protein deubiquitination. Gene Ontology annotation, molecular function: cysteine-type deubiquitinase activity. The transcript is spliced from 2 exons. Gene Ontology annotation, cellular component: cytoplasm. The record is from RefSeq and is a predicted model, not a curated record. Lineage: Eukaryota; Fungi; Ascomycota; Eurotiomycetes; Eurotiales; Trichocomaceae. The coding region runs from base 1 to 753 and encodes 250 amino acids.